AUGUUCCCUGUGGAUAUUUUAAGCACCUACAGUCAUGAAGACUUGGAGAGUUCAGGAGAGAACUAUAUAUUUAGCCUUCAGAAGGGGAAUCCAAAGAAUCCUGAAUUCUUCUCUGUGCCAGGCCAUACCAAGAUUCCUAUUAAUGUGACAACUGUUGGGUUUGUUCCUAUUUAUGGUGAUGAUACGACACACAAAGUUCUUGCUUUGUUUUCACCGUUGGACUCUCUUAAAGCUGUAGCCCUGUAUCUUGCUGACCAGUGGUGGUCAAUUGAUGACAUUGUGAAAACAUCUUACUGUGCUAAACAGGGGCUUCAUCAGGUGAAGACUGUUGGAGAGAGGAUUGUACUCUAUGUUCUGAACAGAAUUAUCUAUCGGACACAAGAAAGGGGGAGAAAUGAAAUCCCAUUUCUCUGUCAUAGUAGCAAUGCAUAUGCUAAGAUCAUGUGGCAAAAAGGAGAGGCUAUUGGAUAUUAUUCUGUUAAACCAAGAGGAAGUCCUUAUAGCACUUACCAGAAUCAGAAAUAUAAGUUGUCAGUGCUAGAUGCAAUGUUUGUAAGAAAGCAGCAUCGUGGGAGAGACUCUGGGUUAAGAAUAUUGGAAGACUUUGUGAAUUCAUUUAAUGAAGAUGCUCUUGGCAUAAAGUAUCCAUUGUCGGCUUUCAUGUAUACAGCUUGCAAGCAAUAUUUUGAGAAGUACCCUGGGAAUCCUCACCUAUUGUGGGAGGUGGAAGGAGCAGGAAAUUGGUUCCAGAGAACAUCUAUUAUGGCUAUGUUGCAACAUGAAAAGCGCAUAACUGCAGGAGAGGCUUCACAGAAAGAAAAUAAUGUCCAAGCAGAGGUUCCUGUUCAGGAUGCAGCAGUAUCUGAAGAAAUUCCAUCAGAACCUCUUAAUGGUGAGGUAACAGAAGAAACUGAUAACACCCCACUUUUGGCUGGAGAGAAAACAGCAAAUGAAAUUCCAAGCAGUGAAUCAAAACUGCAGUCUGAGAAUCAAGAAGAAGAACCAGUAACAGUAUUUAUUCCGGUAAUGCUUGAGUCUCAGGCAAAACCUUCCGCAGACAGUAUGUCAGAGAAGGUUUUAAAUGCAAAUGAUUCAGAAGUGCUGACUGAGGAAAGUGUGCCAGUAGAGGAGGAGGGUACUGAAGAGCAGCAAGAAUCUGAAAAGAACACCAGUGAAAAAGCAGCUGCUUCCGCAUCGAAGGAAGAACGCUCUGACAAUGGCCUGCCCGACUCUGCAGUAACGCAAACAGCAGAAGAAUCUGUUUUGGAAAACAUAUCAUCAAAACCGGCUUCCUCGUCGGAAGACCAAAAUGAGGAAGCAGGGCACAGCUCACAGGAGGCUUCUGUUCCCUUGAGUCAGAGCUCUUCGACAGCGGUUGAACUCGAGGAUGUUUCUCUUCAGCAGCCUUCUGGACAGGAAGGACAGAAAAACCAGUUGGAAGAGCGCUCAGAGGAGCCUCUUGAGCAGAUAGAUCAGUGCACGCAGACAGCAGUGGAGCGGGCUGCUGACAGCAGCUCUGAGGAGACCGAAAUUGAGAUACCCGUUAUAGAUCGGAGAACCUUGAGAAGAAAGGCCAAAGGCUACAAAGGCCCACCCAAGAAAAAAGGAAAGCCAGCUUAG
Apaloderma vittatum (bar-tailed trogon) is the source of this 1620-nucleotide messenger RNA. RefSeq names its product family with sequence similarity 169, member A (gene FAM169A). Bases 1 to 1620 code for a protein of 539 amino acids. The record is from RefSeq and is a predicted model, not a curated record. The transcript is spliced from 9 exons. NCBI's taxonomy places the organism in Eukaryota, Metazoa, Chordata, Aves, Trogoniformes, Trogonidae.